UGCAUUGGCGGGCGCGGCGCAGCAGCCGUGCCCGGCCCGCCCCUGCGCAGGCGCGGCUGGCGGCGGCGAUGGGCGGGCGGGUGACCCGCGUGUUCCGGAAUUUUAACGUGGAGAACCGGGCCAGCCGCGAGAUCAGCAAGGAGAAGCCCACGCCGGCGCCGCGGCACCGCACGGCCCGGCUGGACACCAUGGCCGAUAGCCCAGAGAUAAGAGAAGAAGUUCUUAGAAAGGAUGAUAGGUUCCUCACCUUGCUCAAAGAUGUUUAUGUAGAGUCCAGAGAUCCACCAGUGCAGGUUAAAGAUGGAGGUGGUGAACGUCUUCCAAGCAAACAGGAGGAAAAGAGACUUACCAAAUUAGGCCACUUGGAAGCUCUAGAUGUUAACAAAGUUUCCAAAGGCAAAAUUUCCCUUGUGGAGGCUCUGACACUUCUUAAUAAUCAUAAACUUCAACCUCAAAUAUGGACUGCAGAGAAAAUAGCAGCAGAAUAUAGUCUGGAACUGAAGGACGUCAACUCUCUUCUGGAAUUCUUCAUUCCUUUCACCGUAAUGGAAUUUCCUAAAGAAACCAAAAAAGCCAUAACAAGCCAUAAACCAAAACAGUUAACAUAAAAAUACCUGCCAAAACCUUUUGUGAUCUCACUCGUGUCUUCAUUUUACUCUCAAGUAUAUUCCAUGUCUGCAAGGCUGCAGAGAGAUGCCAGUGAGAUGUAUUCAAGCAAUUCCAUUCUACAUUGGAUGGCUUCAGUGAAAUGCAGCAACUAGUUUGUAAACCAGAAUAUGACUCAUUCAUGGUAUGACAGCACAUUACACAGUUCUCAUUAUCCCAUUCAAAUGUUGUGAGUUCAGUUAAAGCAUUUUACCUUUGAAGAUUGCCUUUCUCAGCAGAGACUUCCUGGCCUGCAGCUAAAGAGGUGCUCUGUGGGUGUUGGCUCUGUAAUUUCAUGUUGCACUGUUCUUUCAAGGACUUGCUGUCAAGGUGUGUGUACAUAACAAACAGCUGUAUUUCUUUUGUAUGAGAGUGGAAUGGUAUUUGUACUUUGUAAAGAAGGUUAACCACAAGGGCAUUUGGAAAAUUCAGCUGUGUCAAACAUAAAAUAAAAAGAAGGUGAACAGCAAGAA
Messenger RNA from Oenanthe melanoleuca, 1118 nucleotides. RefSeq names its product NADH:ubiquinone oxidoreductase complex assembly factor 4 (gene NDUFAF4). Gene Ontology annotation, biological process: mitochondrial respiratory chain complex I assembly. The record is from RefSeq and is a predicted model, not a curated record. NCBI's taxonomy places the organism in Eukaryota, Metazoa, Chordata, Aves, Passeriformes, Muscicapidae. Gene Ontology annotation, cellular component: mitochondrion. The coding region runs from base 69 to 608 and encodes 179 amino acids. The transcript is spliced from 3 exons.